Tribolium madens (black flour beetle) is the source of this 1821-nucleotide messenger RNA. It is a transcript of the gene Coprox, whose product is annotated as oxygen-dependent coproporphyrinogen-III oxidase. The record is from RefSeq and is a predicted model, not a curated record. Bases 622 to 1770 code for a protein of 382 amino acids. Lineage: Eukaryota; Metazoa; Arthropoda; Insecta; Coleoptera; Tenebrionidae. The transcript is spliced from 4 exons. Gene Ontology annotation, molecular function: coproporphyrinogen oxidase activity. Gene Ontology annotation, cellular component: cytoplasm; mitochondrial intermembrane space.
AAAAGUAUCGACUAUCGACGGACUCUUGCACGAACCGCUCCGCGAGGUACGGACCUUUGGCAAUGCGCUUUGUGCCUGGAACUCCAGCAAGAUAAGCGUGUCGAGCGUGUCCACGUUAUCCUGCAGUCGCGGUUCUCACCGACCCACGGGAUCCUCGUGAAAAGUCAAUAUCGGGAGAGCGGAGCUACGACCACACGCUCCUAAUUCUGCGCUAUAAGGACACACACAACGCGCAAUUGCGAUUUUGCACCUCCACGAUGAGUGUCACACUAAGACACCUGAAGACUUUACUAUAAAUUAGCCAAAAUACCGACUAGUUGACGGUGUCGUGGUGUCGACAACAAUUAAAAAACCCGCAGCACUUGACAGAUCAAUAUGACAGAAAAAAAUACCACAUGUUGCUUUGCGCAGUGCGCUAAGACCUUCCCACCUAGCGCUGUCUCAAACUCCACACUGAUUAGACAAAGAUACGCGAUAGCGACGCACGUGGAUCCUCCCACCUGAAAACAAAUGCUAGCCAACUAACAGCUGAUUUGACACAAUAACGUAUCUAAUCUGAUAUUUUUACACAUUUUUCAUUUUUGCCUGACUAACAUUUAACAUAAAACUUGCCCUUUAGACAUGUACCUCAAAGUAAUAAUUAAAAACUGCUCAUUAAUUUAUUAUCAACGCCAACGUGACUUGUCAAAAUUAAGGCGAUAUGGCCCGGUUUUUAUCGGAGGCUUCGCCCUUUUCUCAUCCCGCAAAACAAAAAUAGACACUAGCACCUUCAUGGCACCACCUAUAACCCCCUUGCCCCAACUAGAGAAGACCCCCGAUGACAUGAAAACCCGUAUGGAACUGAUGGUGCUUCGAGUCCAGGCUGAAGCUUGUAAAGCUUUGGAGGAGGAAGACCACUGUAACAAAUUCUUGGUGGAUAAGUGGGAGCGUCACGACGGCCGCGGCGGUGGUAUAACUUGUGUCCUCCAAGAAGGUAAAGUCUUUGAGAAAGCUGGAGUCAACAUUUCGGUCAUUUCCGGGAAUUUGACUCCCGGCAUCGUGGCGCAGAUGCGGGCGCGAGGCAAAGAAUUGAAACGGGAGAAUCCCCCGUUUUCCGUUAUCGGGAUUAGUGCUGUGAUUCACCCGAAAAACCCAAUGGUGCCAACUGUACAUUUCAAUUACCGGUAUUUUGAAAUCCAGGAUGAGGAUAAGGUUGUAUGGUGGUUUGGGGGUGGAAGUGACCUCACUCCCUACUAUCUGAACAAGGCUGAUGCUAUACAUUUUCACUCUGCGCUUAAAGAUACUUGUGAUAAACAUGACAAAAGUUAUUAUCCUAAGUUUAAGAAGUGGUGCGAUGAUUAUUUCACAAUUCAUCAUCGCAAAGAAACGAGAGGUAUUGGGGGGAUAUUUUUCGAUGAUUUGGAUACUCCAGAUAGGGAAUCUUGUUUCAAGUUUGCUACUGAUUGUGCUGUUGCUUUCAUUCCCUCGUACAUUCCUUUAGUGCAAAGGCAUAAACAUGCCGUGUACACCGAGACUGAAAGAAACUGGCAAUUGUUAAGACGAGGACGCUAUGUUGAGUUUAAUUUAGUUUGGGAUAGAGGUACCAAGUUCGGCUUUAAUACACCUGAUGCUAGGUUUGAAAGCAUUUUAAUGUCAUUACCUCUCUUGGCGAGGUGGGAAUACAUGCACCAACCAGCUCCUGAAUCACCUGAAGGAGAACUACUUAAAGUUUUAAAAAAUCCCAAAGACUGGAUUGAAGAGUGUUCUUGCACAGAUCAUCAGAUAAAAUAGUUCGUUUUUAAAGGUUUUGAUAAAUAUUUGAAAAAUAUAAAGUUUUAUUUA